Messenger RNA from Rubroshorea leprosula, 516 nucleotides. The record is from the annotation of a GenBank genome assembly. NCBI's taxonomy places the organism in Eukaryota, Viridiplantae, Streptophyta, Magnoliopsida, Malvales, Dipterocarpaceae.
ACCAUAGUUGGUAAAUAGAUCUAGGCCCGUCACAUUAUGAGUUAUGGGUCAAGCAAACACUUUGGGUCCUAUUAUUUUCGGCCCUAAGUUUAUUGAAUUUACAGAAGCCCAUUAUUACCUACAAAAGACAAAGAAAGAAAAUAACAUUCAGGCCAGUGCCGUGGGCGUCCGAUCGCCGUCUGGUGGAAGGGCUGAGCCGCACCGGGCGACGCGUUGGUCACAUGGAGGGUCUCUCAGAGUGACGAUCCGUCCCCGCUGGCCAAGAUAUUUGGAUAGAGCAUUCUCGACGGUUUUUUUUGCCCUCGUACGGUGCCCUGGGCGUCAGAUCUGUGCUCCCGAAGCGCCGACUGGUGCUCGAGGGCAGAAUGUCGCCGUUUAGCAUCGGAUUAGGUCAAGCACAGUUUCUCUUUUUUCAUAUCGAUCCAUUCUUGCGAGGACGGUAAUUGUAUUUAUCUUUUUGGCUUCUUCAAUUAUCUUCUUCUUCAUCUUUCCCUUCAAUACAAAAGGAAAUAAUUA